AUGGUGGCCACGCUGGUGGUGGCCCUGCUGCUCCUCUGCCUGGCUGCGGGGACAGAGGCCAGCCCGGAGCUCAGCGGGUACCUACGCAAGGUGCUGCGGAACCACACGGUGCACACGUGUGAUGGGGAGCAGCUCCUCAUCCUGUGCCCUCGCAAGACCACCAUCAGCAUCCUGGGCGCCUUCUACGGGCGCCGCGUGCCCAGCCCCAACCUGUGCCCCAGCCCCGGCAACGUGUCCCAGGAGAGCACCGAGUGCAUGUCACCCACAGCCCACCUGAAGCUUCUGGCUGAGUGUCAGGACCAGCAGUGGUGCCAGUUCUCGGUGCACAGCCAGGUGUUCGGGCCAGAUCCCUGCCCCGGCACACACAAGUACCUCAUCGCAUCCUACAAGUGCCGGCCAGAUAACCAUCGGGUGAAGACAGUGUGUGAGAACAACGAGCUGAGGCUGCACUGCAGGCCGAAGUCCGUCCUGGCCAUUUACUCUGCACACUAUGGACGAUUCCUGAGGGGCAAACCUGAGUGCGAUGCCCCCAACGCUGGUGGACCCCAUAUUGAGUGCCUGGCCCCAGAUGCACUGCGGAGAGUUUCCAAGAAGUGCCACCGCAAAGGGAAUUGCACAGUGACUGCUGACCAGGCCAACUUUGGGGACCCAUGCCUGCCCGGCACGAGGAAGCAGCUGCGGGUGUCCUACACCUGUGUGCCCAAGCAGCUGCUGGAGGAGGUGGGCCCAGACACCUCGGAUCCCUUCCUGCUCUCAAACUACAUGCACGGUGGCUGGUACAAAGGGCCCAGGUUCUCCAGGCUCCGGGAAGACCGGAUGAUUUUUACUAGCUCCCUGGCAGCUUUUGCCCACCUCUGGGAUGUCCCUGAAAAAGUCGCUCUCUACUUUCUCUGCGGGGUGUCGGCAGGCCUCGCUCUGCUGCUGUGCAUCGUCAACCCCAAGGCUGCCUUCCUGCGGGAGGCCAAGGAGGUUCUGCUGGGCCCAGGUGGCCGCUCAGAGGCAAGCAGGACCAAACUGCGGGAUGAGCAGGAUGAAGACCUGCCUGACGACAGCUCCUCCGACUCCUCCUUCCGCCGCCUCACCCGCGCCUACCGUGCCACUGAGAGCAUCUUCGGCCCCGAGCUGACGGCAGCCAUGGAGGGAGCGGCCGAGCAGCAGGGCCGUGGUGGGGAGGAGAUCUGGAUGCCCAAGGAAUCCAGUCCCUACACCAUCCAGAAGAUCAAAUCGGCCACCAAGUGAGGAGGUGAAGGACGAGGUGCUUUGCCAGGUGCAGUGUUGGCUCUGUGCCCCCCUGGCUGGACGGUGAACCCUGCUUACUGGGGAAUGGGCUUGCUUUUUUUUAGCAAAUAAAAGCAGAAGCUCAGAGCUCAGGAAAUGAA
Lagopus leucura (white-tailed ptarmigan) is the source of this 1379-nucleotide messenger RNA. RefSeq names its product protein eva-1 homolog C-like. The transcript is spliced from 8 exons. The record is from RefSeq and is a predicted model, not a curated record. Gene Ontology annotation, molecular function: carbohydrate binding. NCBI's taxonomy places the organism in Eukaryota, Metazoa, Chordata, Aves, Galliformes, Phasianidae. The coding region runs from base 1 to 1239 and encodes 412 amino acids.